This is a messenger RNA of Raphanus sativus (radish), 2385 nucleotides long. RefSeq lists its product as uncharacterized. NCBI's taxonomy places the organism in Eukaryota, Viridiplantae, Streptophyta, Magnoliopsida, Brassicales, Brassicaceae. Gene Ontology annotation, biological process: proteolysis. Bases 1 to 2385 code for a protein of 794 amino acids. The transcript is spliced from 5 exons. Gene Ontology annotation, molecular function: aspartic-type endopeptidase activity. The record is from RefSeq and is a predicted model, not a curated record.
AUGAACUUGAGAAGUAGAGGGACUACAAACAUCACUCCACUAGUACCAGACAUCAGAACUUUGGAAAGAGAGAAUAGAAGGAGGAGGAGAGAGGAGGAGCAACAUGCUCAUUUAGACAGAUUGAGUUUUGAGAUGGCUCAUCAUCAGAACCUGAAUCCGGCUGGAGAGAUCCCCUUGGGAGCUGCCCAAGAAGGAGAUGGUCAAGGAGCUGCCAACCUUCGACCACAGUGCCAACCACAACACCCACAACGCCCAGCUCGUGCCAUUGGAGCUUAUGAUCAACCACACAUUCAUGAGAACAACAAGUAUCAUGGCCUUGCUGCUGAAGAUCCAUAUGAUCACUUGGACAAGUUUGAUAAGUAUUGUAGCUUGUCCAAGAAUAAUGGUGUUUCUGAAGAUACCUUCAAGCUCAAGUUGACAGCCAAGAUAAGGAAUGAAAUCUCUACCUUCCAGCAGAAGAAUCUUGAGAGCUUUAGUGAAGCAUGGGAGAGGUUCAAGGGCUAUUGGUCUCAGUGUCCACACCAUGGAUUCACAAAGGAAAGCUUGCUGAGCACAUUCUACAGGGGUGCUCUACCUGAGUACAGAGCCAGAUUAGACACAGCAAGCAAUGGAUUCUUCUUAGGCAGAACUGAAGAGGAUGCAGAGGAGCUGGUUGACAAUAUGGUGAAGAGUGAUUCAGUCUACAGUGGGGAGCACGACAGGACCGACAAAAGUGAUGAUCAACACACAAGGAAGGAGAUUAAGUCUCUCCAAGAGAAGCUAGACAUACUUAUCAAAGAGAAGGCUAAGCAAGGGCAGUUGAACUCUGUUGUAGACCAGAAACAAAAGCAGGAUGCAGGGAUCAAGGAGGUUGAUGGUUUAGAAGGCCAAGAGGAGCUAUGCUUCAUCAAUGCUAAUGGCACAUGGUAUAGGAAAGAGCCAAACUUUCAAUACCAAAACAACUACCACCAAAGCCCCCUCUACAACAACCAACCUUCUCAACAACAAGCUAGUCCUUCUACUUCUACUCCUCAGGAAAGCAACACAAAUGCUCUACUGAAACAGAUCUUGGAAUCCCAGACUAGAAGUGAGAAGCAUGUUGGAUAUGAGUUGAAGAACCUUCACAACAAGAUUGAUGGGAACUACUCUGACCUCAACAACAAGUUCCUACAACUUGCAUCUCGUUUCAACACUUUGGAGAGUCAGGUCGCCUCUAUGCCAUCAUCUUCCAAGAGCUCAAUGGGAUCUCUACCAGGAAAACCAGAAAAGAAUUCCAAGGAGUCUUGCAAUGUAGAUGAGAUUGAGAAGCUAGUGUUUGGGACUGAGCUUAGGAAAGUUGAGAAAUUGGUUGUAGCAACAGCUGAAGCACAGAUGGUGGAUAAAGCUAUGGAAAGGGUUCAGGUACAAGGUGAAAGGAAGGUUGAAGCAACGAAUCUACAGAGAGUUGAGCUUAAGGCUGAGAAACCAGUUGAGAGGAGAGCUGGCCAGAAGCUGAAAGAGGUAAAGAAAGAAGACACUGAAAUUGAGCUACCACCAUAUGAGGUCCCACUCCCAUUUCUACAAAGGGUUCUCACCAAAGCUCAGAAGAAGGUUAUCUCCAAGUUCGGGAAAGAUCUUAGUGAUGUUGGGGUCAGGCUCCCAGAAAUCUCCGGUAUGCGUGAAGCUCAUAUUGAUCCACUAGUCUCUCCACAGUCCCUCCCUAAGCUAGAGUCUCAAGGGAAGUUCACAUUGUCUUGCUCCCUUGGUAAGAUCACUAUGAAUGUUGCUUUGGUUGAUUCUGGUGCAAGUGUGAAUGUGAUCUCAUUGGAAAUGGUGAAAAGUCUUGGUAUUGAGAGCAUGGAGGCAAACACAUCUUCUCUUAUGUUUGGGGAUUCAUCUUCUACAACUCCCAUUGGCAUCAUCAAGGAUUUCCCUUUGAAGAUUGGAGCAUGCACAAUUCCUAUAGACCUCACUGUUCUGAAGAUGGCAAGUGCGAAGAGAGUUCCUUUGAUCCUUGGCACUCCAUUUCUCACAACAGUUGGAGCAUGUAUUGAUUUUCCAAAAAAGAAGGUCACACUCCUCAAUGUGAACAAGGUUGUCUCUUACCCAAUCCAGUCUCCAAUGGAUGUUGGGUAUUGUGGAACAAUCACUUGUGAAGAAUCAUCCAUUGAGAAGACCCAAUCUAAAGUGGUUGUACCUGAGAAAGAAGGUCUUGCUGGAGAGUCCUCUAAAGAGCUCAAGCCAAUGAAGCUCAAGGAUGGAGUCAUUGAGUACAAGGUCAAGUGCAAGGGCAGGUCAAAGUCAUUUUCAAGCGCAAUGGCCAUCAUCACUCCUCAGCUUCAAAACGACCACAUCAAGCUCCAAGAGCUCCUCACUCAGGUCCUCACAAUCACUCUUGAAGGUGGGAAGGAUCCUCCUUCUCACUAG